AGACAUCACUCCAAAAACAUCUCCAACGAAAGGAGAAAAAUCUACAGUUCCAACUGCCAAGCCUAAAAAAAACAUUGGCAUAAAUGGUGGUGGAAGAGCAAUGAGUGAUAAAGUGAAGGAGAAGGUAAAUUGUGGUAAUGCUGAUAUAAGCCGCAAAACAAAGCUCGCUCCAAUAAAUAUCGCGGAAAUAGUUGAAAAAGCGGAAGAGACGACUAAGGAGAACGUUACUUCUCGAUUGCGCACUAGCGAAUUGGAUGCGAACGAAUCCUCUUCGGAAAUUCCGACCAAUUCGCGCAAGAGUCUGCAGGAUACAAUGAAAUCAGCGGGACGAAAGAUGUAUAAUUUUUUCCGCUAA
Cercopithifilaria johnstoni is the source of this 355-nucleotide messenger RNA. The record is from the annotation of a GenBank genome assembly. NCBI's taxonomy places the organism in Eukaryota, Metazoa, Nematoda, Chromadorea, Rhabditida, Onchocercidae.